CUUUGCAGUCAUUAAGUUCAUGGGGAAGAAUUCAUAAUAAUGAUGAAAGCCGCCCUGUUUCAUCAACAAGGACGUGAAUGUCAUUUGUUCUCUUGACAUGUUCAGGGUCUUAGAGUAAGGGGCGGAACAUUACAUGACAAACAAAACAGACUUGCAAACUCCCCACAGAGAGCUCAUGACAAGCAGCAGUGGUGACAUAAGUUUAAACGUUGGAAGUAAAAAACGUUGUGAUAUAUAUUUUUAUGCCGUUUUUAUGCUGAGGUUUUAUCUGCCCUACUUCAAAAUAACACGCAAGUAAUUUGUGUUUGAAGGCUGACGCACAUGACCCGGAACGUUUCUUUUUGUCUUCUGAGUCCACACGGAUUGUUUCUAAGGUUACACCAGUGAGUUACCAAGUGCCUCCCUUCUUACCUGUGCACCCUUCAGGAUGGCGCAGGCAGACAGCAAGGUGCUGGUCCUGGGAGCUUUAGCCGGAGUGGCAGGCGUCAGUUUGGCCGUGGUGUUGUACCAGGGCUUCAGAUCGAGGCGAAGAGCGUCAUGUCCGGGGCACUACCUGAACCGCACCAACGGACAGGGGACUAGCAUGAUGCUGGUGGACGGUCCAGGUCUGCCCAGGGGUCAAGCCGAGGUGCUGGAGCGCCUCGAGGCCCUGAUCCAGUGCGUGUCCGAGCUGAAGGACGAGAUGAAGUCGCUGAAGAACGCUCUGCCGAAGCUGCCCAACCAAGUCAGGGAGGAGCUGAUGGGAUGCGAGGAGGCCCAUCGAGCAAGCACCCUCCAGAGGACCACGCCCACACGGAGGAAAAGAGCUGCAGCAUCCAUCGCCGGGGCUGCAGCCGGGGGGCGGAGCUCAGAGGAAGGAGAGAGUGAGGGAGGGUGAGUACUUUUAAGGUGUUGAUUCUGUCAAAUGGUCAAAACUCACUUUCGCUUAAACAGAUUCUGUGUUAGUGUUUUGUUUCAAUGAGUCUUUCCUCUGAUCAAGUCACAAACGUGCACAGAAAAAGCAGCAAUUCCUCACUAUAGAGUUAUGAAGGAAUGAGUCCUAAAACCUGGAAAUGAGAAAGUAUUUUACUACUUUCGGUUCCCUCGUCUUGUAGUAAAGUGUUUUUUUGUA
Molecule: messenger RNA, 1111 nt
Organism: Notothenia coriiceps (black rockcod)
Lineage: Eukaryota; Metazoa; Chordata; Actinopteri; Perciformes; Nototheniidae
Product: regulator of microtubule dynamics protein 2-like
Exons: 2
Coding region: 428-877 (149 amino acids)
Source: RefSeq, a predicted model, not a curated record